GUGCAUAAUAAAACUUCAGUAAAAUUCAAAAUAUUCAAUUGUUAAAUAUAUGUCAAUCAUCUGAAUCAUGUCAUUCUGAUUAAAGCGGUUCAAGUGAACGCUUGUUCAGAAUGUUUGUUUUUACGCUUUUAUGUAUUUUCAUCGGUUCCACAUUAGGAUAUGUGGACAAAGAUACUCCGCCGCAAUGGAGCAGCGUAUAUACCGUUAAAGGAUUGCUAAAUAUACCUUAUGCAGAGCUGCACGAACCAUUUUACGCUUGGUUCGACAGUAAAAAUGGCAAAUCCCGUAUCGACUACUAUGGCGCUAUGGUCAAGACUUACCAAAUGUCCCCGUCAACGUAUCCGCAAUAUGGCACAUCUAUUAAGAUAGCACCAGUGACUACUGAGAAAGUCCUCAACCAUGAAACAUGUCUCCAAGUCAACGGAACCAGUGACGAGAGCAUCAAGAUACAAUCUGUGCUACCGGACAUGACCGAUUUCAAAUUUAUUGGUUCAGAAACAAUGCAAGAUUCUGAUACAUCAAAAUGGCGUAUGGUUCAGACGGUCGGUGACAAAAUCAACAAAUACACUAUGUGGGUUAAGUUCAGGAAGAGUCUGAGGGGAGAAGCCGUCGCUAUUCCCGUCAGGUACGAAAUGAAAGGCUUCAACUCUCUGCUUGGCUCUCACUACGACCAUUACUACAUCGACUACAGCGAUUACGAUGUGAAUGAUAUCGACCAGGACGUGUUCCACGUGGACUCAGGUUUUCAAUGCACUUCGUUCCCCGGGCCCGGCUCCCGCCACUUUGCCACCUUCAACCCGAUGAAGGAGUUCGUUCAUCCUGUACAUGACGCUCACGUCGCUGAUGAGUUCGAGAGAUUCAAGAUGAAGCACAAUAAGCAAUACGCGUCUGAAAUUGAACACACUACCAGAAUAAACACCUUCAGACAGAAUCUCAGGUUCAUCCACUCCACCAACCGCGCGCGGCGCGGCUUCACGGUGUCCGUCAACCACCUCGCCGACCGCUCCGACGACGAGCUGGCGGCGCUGCGCGGCCGCCGCUACUCCGGCCCCAACGCGCUCGGUCUACCCUUCCCCUACGGAAAUGCUGAGUUGGAGGAGAUGAGCUCUAAGUUACCUCCAGAGAUGGAUUGGAGGCUGUUCGGUGCUGUUACCCCCGUUAAAGACCAGUCGGUGUGCGGCUCGUGUUGGUCGUUCGGCACGGUGGGGGCUGUGGAGGGUGCUCUGUUCCUGCACAACGGUGGACAUCUCGUGCGGCUCAGUCAGCAGGCGCUCGUCGACUGCUCCUGGGGUUUUGGGAACAAUGGCUGUGAUGGCGGAGAAGAUUUCAGAGCGUACCAGUGGAUCAUGAAACACGGUCUGCCCACUGAGGAAGACUAUGGCGGUUAUUUGGGACAGGACGGCUACUGUCACAUCGACAACGUGACCCUCGUGACGUCCAUCAAGGGCUGGGUCAACGUCACCGCCAAGAAUGAGAACGCUCUAAAGUUGGCGAUUUUCAAGCAUGGACCGAUAUCAGUAGCCAUCGACGCUUCUCACAAGACUUUCAGUUUCUAUUCCAAUGGAGUCUACUACGAACCUAAAUGUAAAAAUGAAGUAGAUCAAUUAGAUCACGCCGUCUUGGCCGUCGGCUUCGGAGUCCUCAACGGGCAGAAGUAUUGGCUGAUUAAGAAUUCCUGGUCGAAUCUCUGGGGUAACGACGGCUACGUCCUCAUGGCGAUUAAAGAUGACAACUGUGGCGUCCAAGCCGCGCCCACUUACGUCCUAAUGUAGAUCGAAGUACUAAGAGAUUAUUUUUUUAUGUAUAUUAUGCUAAGCUAUAUUAACGAUGCGGUCUUGAAGAUUUAUUAGCGUGUGAUCAGUUAAAUACUGUUUUGUCUCUAUCGGGCAACAUUGGUUUGAUAUUCGUUAGAAAGAGACAGCGUUUAACUGUCACUCCCUAAGCAAGAUUUUUAAAAGAAAGUCGUUGGUUUUUAAGAAAGACUUAAGAGCAAUUUAAAUUAAGAAGAUCUCUUUUAAAAAUGAUAUGCAACCGUUAUAUUAUUGUUAAGUGAUUUUUUUCUUUAUUAAUUUCUUAUACAUUCCUAUACCAUUCGAUGUGCGAUGUAACCUGUGUCUACGUUCAGAUAUGUCUUAGGUGGGCCCCUAAGUAGUGUUAGCCGAGGGCCCCCUAAGUAGUGUGAAACUUACGGUCCGGCCUUGGAUAAUUGGAUCGAAUUGUGCAUAUUUAUUAAAGAAAAUUCAUUUGUAACAGGUACAGUCACUAUGAAAAUGGUUUUAACUUUUAAAUCUUUUUAGUAUGGAAUAUGUCUGUAUAAUAAGGAACAAUUUAUUAUUAAAACGAUUUAAUAAUGCAUAGCACGCCCGAAAUUUGGUGUUAAUUAAUAUGGACGUCACAUGUAACGCCAUGUCAGUGUAACAUAAUUGGUAUAGGAUUUGUUUUUUUUUUUUAAAUCGAUACAAUGUUGGUCAAGCCGCUGACAUGACAGAUAAUAAAAGUUAACAUAGCGACUGAUAUCUGAAUAUAUUUAUAUAUGAAAUAGAAUACCAAUUAGUGAGUUAAUUUUUUUUAUAUAUUGUAUCCAGUUAUUGAUAUCUAUAAAAUGUUUCAUAAAGAGGUAUGGAAUCUCAUUGAAUGCUUAAUAUAUGCUAGGAAUAUAGGCUGUGUUGCAAUUAUGCUCUCUAGAAAUGCUAUCAUUAAAUUAAGGUAAUUUUUUUUUU
Molecule: messenger RNA, 2720 nt
Organism: Vanessa tameamea
Lineage: Eukaryota; Metazoa; Arthropoda; Insecta; Lepidoptera; Nymphalidae
Gene: 26-29-p
Product: Cathepsin K1
Exons: 15
Coding region: 111-1772 (553 amino acids)
Biological process (GO): positive regulation of apoptotic signaling pathway; positive regulation of peptidase activity; immune response
Cellular component (GO): lysosome
Molecular function (GO): cysteine-type endopeptidase activity; cysteine-type endopeptidase activator activity involved in apoptotic process
Source: RefSeq, a predicted model, not a curated record